AUGGAGGAGGAGCCGCCGACCACGGGCCUGGCGGCGCGCGACGACCUGUGCUCGGCACUGCCCUCCCUCCCCAUCGUCCUCCGCGGUGGCGCGCUCUUCUGGCCGCCCACGGCGCACGAGUCGCUCCGGGCGCUCGCGCUCGGCCCUGACGUCAGCCACGUCGCCUCAGGGGACGUCCUCGCCGACGUGCUCACCGACCUCCGCCUCACGCUCCCCUCGCGUGCUGCCGAUGGCCUGGCGCUCUUCUUCGAUGACCUCCUCUCCCGGGCCCAGGCACGGGGCUGGUUCGCCGAGGUCGUCCCCAACCUCGCAUGCCUCCUCCUCCGCCUCCCCGCUCUGCUCGAGGACCACUACGCCAAGGCCGGCCACGGCGCCUCCGAGCUCUAG
Miscanthus lutarioriparius is the source of this 387-nucleotide messenger RNA. NCBI's taxonomy places the organism in Eukaryota, Viridiplantae, Streptophyta, Magnoliopsida, Poales, Poaceae. The record is from the annotation of a GenBank genome assembly.